AUGACUAUGGAAGAGGGGAGGGAGGACUACACGCAAGAUGGAACUGUCAACAUUAAAGGCAAACCUAUUCUUAGAUCCAAAAGUGGUGGUUGGAAAGCUUGCUCCUUUGUUGUUGUGUAUGAGGUAUUCGAAAGGAUGGCUUAUUAUGGAAUAUCAUCAAAUUUGAUCCUGUAUCUUACAACAAAGCUUCAUCAAGGCACAGUAACCUCUGCAAACAAUGUCACCAACUGGGUUGGCACCAUUUGGAUGACACCAAUCCUAGGUGCCUACGUUGCUGACGCUUUCCUUGGUCGCUAUUGGACUUUUGUCAUUGCCUCCACCAUUUAUCUCUCGGGUAUGUCUCUGCUUACACUGGCAGUGUCCCUUCCAAGCCUAAAGCCACCUCAAUGCUUUGAAAAGGAUGUGACAAAGUGCGCGAAGGCCUCCACACUACAGCUAGCAGUGUUCUAUGGUGCACUUUACACUCUAGCAGUGGGAACUGGAGGAACCAAGCCCAACAUCUCCACCAUAGGAGCUGACCAGUUUGAUGAUUUUCAUCCAAAAGAGAAGUUGCAUAAGCUCUCUUUCUUCAAUUGGUGGAUGUUCAGCAUCUUCUUUGGGACCCUCUUUGCAAACAGUGUUCUAGUGUAUAUCCAAGAUAAUGUGGGCUGGACUCUUGGGUAUGCUCUUCCAACUCUUGGCCUUUUAGUAUCAAUCAUGAUAUUCCUGGCAGGGACACCCUUCUACAGGCACAAAGUGCCUGCUGGGAGUACCUUCACUAGAAUGGCUAGGGUCAUUGUGGCUGCUUUGAGGAAAUGGGAAGUGCCUGUCCCUAGUAACUCCAAAGAACUAUAUGAGCUUGACAAGGAAGAGUAUGCAAAGAAAGGGAGCUACAGAAUUGAUUCCACUCCAACCCUGAGGUUCCUUGAUAAGGCCUGCGUCAAAACAAAUUCAAACACUAGUCCAUGGAUGCUGUGCACUGUUACACAAGUAGAGGAGACAAAACAAAUGCUAAGGAUGAUUCCAAUCUUGAUUGCUACAUUUGUUCCUAGUACAAUGAUGGCUCAAAUAAAUACACUUUUUGUGAAGCAAGGAACUACUCUUGACAGACACAUCGGAAGCUUCAAAAUCCCCGCAGCAAGUUUGGCUGCAUUUGUUACUGUGUCAUUGCUUGUGUGUGUUGUGCUCUAUGACCGUUUCUUUGUGAAGAUCAUGCAAAGGUUUACCAAGAACCCCAGAGGCAUUACCCUUCUUCAGAGGAUGGGAAUUGGCCUCGUAAUCCACACACUGAUCAUGAUCAUUGCAUCUGGGACUGAAAGCUAUAGACUCAAGGUUGCAAGAGAACAUGGAGUAGUUGAAAGUGGAGCACAGGUCCCCUUGAGCAUAUUCAUUUUGCUUCCUCAGUUCAUACUAAUGGGAACUGCUGAUGCCUUCUUAGAGGUUGCUAAAAUUGAGUUUUUCUAUGAUCAAGCCCCAGAACAUAUGAAGAGCAUUGGAACUUCAUAUUCCACAACUACCUUAGGCGUUGGUAACUUCAUCAGUUCCUUUCUUCUCUCAACAGUGUCACAUGUCACCAAGAAAAAUGGUCACAAGGGGUGGAUUUUGAACAAUCUGAAUGAGUCUCACCUUGACUACUACUAUGCAUUUUUCGCAGUGCUAAACUUCCUCAACCUCAUCUUCUUCGCGUUUGUUACUAGGUUCUAUGUAUAUAGGGUUGAAGUUUCAGAUUCCAUUGACUUGCUUGCAAAAGAACUAAAGGAAAAGACCGUGUCCAACGUUGUGAAUCCCAAAGAGUAG
Messenger RNA from Sphenostylis stenocarpa, 1776 nucleotides. NCBI's taxonomy places the organism in Eukaryota, Viridiplantae, Streptophyta, Magnoliopsida, Fabales, Fabaceae. The record is from the annotation of a GenBank genome assembly.